Molecule: messenger RNA, 2583 nt
Organism: Bathycoccus prasinos
Lineage: Eukaryota; Viridiplantae; Chlorophyta; Mamiellophyceae; Mamiellales; Bathycoccaceae
Exons: 1
Coding region: 1-2583 (860 amino acids)
Source: RefSeq, a predicted model, not a curated record
AUGCCGGUUCCUCCUCCGAAUACUGCGACGACUAAAGGAGGCGUCGGUUUGGCCAAGGUAUCAUGGGGAGGCAAGAAUCGAGGACAACAACGGGAGCAAAGAAGACAACACUCAAAGACGUUUACGAUUGAUUCCGACGGGGACGAAGAUGAUGAAAAUGAUUACGAUUCAGACGACGACGACGGGAGAGGAAACGACGACAACGACGACAACAACCAGAAGAGAAAAAAGUCUUCGAAACACGCUUUAAACAACGUCGCUCGCGCGUACCAACACGAGAAGAAGAAGAAGAAGUUUUAUUAUUACGCGCAACAGCGAUACGAAUUUUCAGUCUGCCGGUUCCUUUUGGUCGCGAUAGCGAUAACGUUCGCGUGCAUCUUCCUCGUCGAACAGUUCGCACCGAAAGACGUAUACAUUCACCGAUCGAUUGAAAACGGAAGAAACGAGGUGAAAGUGAAAGUGAAAGACCACGCGAGACGCGCGAGAGAGGCGUUUCGGGCGUACACGAGUUACGAUUUUGAAAAGGCGAAUGCGCAAAAGUACGAGGAAAAUUUGAGGGAGGAGUACGCGCUCGCGGCGAUGGUGGCGAAUAGUCGUCCUUCUGGUGAAGAAAGUUCGGGGCGCGCAUCUGAGAGGAGUGGCGGUGUUAUUGGGGAGAAUGUGUUUGAAAACGCCAACGAAAAGCCGUUUAAUCCGAAGGCGCACUUUGGUGGUGGUGGAGUAGAAGAAGAAGAUACGAAGAGCGAGGACGAGAGUAGCGCGGCGGCUUUAAACGAAGAAGGAGGCGACUCGAGUGUAGACGACGGCGACGACCUGUUUUUACAGGCGCAAUUAACCGCGGCCGAGGCGAGUUUAGUGAGAGAACGAUCGAAUUACGAGAUACCAGAUGCGCCUUCGCCACCGCCACCGCCGCCGAGUCAACCGUCGCCGCCGCCGUUGUCGCAUCAUCUUUCCACGUCGUGCAGGCAAAACUUGUUGAAGGACGCGCAGAUUGAUUUUUUCAGUAAGAAUUACUGCAAAUUCGAUUCCGCGACUGUGGAAACGGUGAAUCCGUUCGAACGUAAAGUGAAAGGCCAAUCGAUGAGCAUGAGAACGUUACCGGAGGUUUUAUUGGCGACGUAUUUCCAGGCGUUGAGUAAUAGCGAAAUCGGCAUUCGAGCGCGACGGGCGGCGAUUGGUAAGGAAAGGUUACGACGGCCGGGGUUGUUAGAGCCGACGGAAAAGUUGAAGUCGAGAGAGUUAACGGACCCCGUGCAGAUGUCCUCUGAAGACGGUGAAAUUGAAUCCGGCGUGAACGGCGGCGGCGAAUUUAUAGGAGGAGAAUCCUCGUUGAACCGGCGCAUGCUCUUAUCCAAGAAACACUUGGAAGACGUUAAGAAACAAAAAGAGUCCGACGCGAAGAAGAAAUCGUUCAAAGAUCGCGAGAAGAAGAGAAAGAAAGAGCACGUGGAAAAAAUCAACACAUCUCCGCCGCCGCCGCCGCAGCCGCCGUUUAUCGAGUUCGAAUACCGAGGUCCGAAAUCGCCAAACUGGAUGAACGAAACGACCGGGCAAUCGAAAUACGCGCCGUAUUUUUCGGCGACGUUUUUAGGCGCGAGUUUAGGUCCAUUCGCGCACGUCGCGAAACGGUUAAUGAACGCGGCGCAUUUAUCCGGCGUCGUUCGAGUCUGGGAAGGCAAUUCGAAUGUAUUCACCGCUUUGGAACAAAACUGGGCGCAAAAGGAUCAAAAUUUACACCUAUCGAGAGAAGACAACGUCGUCGCCGCUUUAGUCAACGCGCACGUUUGGGGUGAAAAAGCCGGUAAUAUUAAAUCCGCGAACGACUUAUUCGUCAAGCGUCGCUCGGCGUUCGGGAAACACACCAUUGAACCGGCGGUCAGUUUACAAUACGCGUUGAGCGUGAGCAACUUGUACCACGGCGAAAACGUGGAAAUUCCAACCGUCUUUGCGUUUGACGGCGACGUGUUUUUCAAAGAUUUGCGACCGAAACUGCGAGACGCCAUGAACUCGGCGUUCGUGAAAGCGGUUUCGUUCACCGCGACCUCGUUCGACAAAGCCGCCGCGUUUUCGAGAGAGUUCCCGGAAUUUCUGGUCUACGUCGCCGGCGCGGGUAACGGCGGCAGUAACGCGAUCAAAGCGAACACCAUCGACGAAGAGAAAGUCGACGCGGAGUUUAACGCGAACCAAAACGAAGACAUUUCGGAUUCUCUCGGCGCUGGUUUGUUCACCGCGGUCAAACCCUCGUUCUUAUUAAUCGACGACUACACCUACUCGCCGGCGUUGGAAGAAAUUUUUAAGCAAACCAAAUCGAAAACGAGAACGUUAGCCAUGCUCGCGGUGCGUAAAAACGACCCGUUCCACGAAAUGAUCAAAGAAAACGGCUUCUUGAGUUGCACGUGCGAUGGGCAGUGUAAAUCAACUCCCGAAGUCGUCUUUAAUAACGACGGCGUCUGCGCUCCGGUCGAGGUGAAAAAAGAGAAAAAAGGUUUCGUCGCGAAGCUUUUAGGCGGUUCAAAAGCGCCCGAAAAGUUCGGCGACGUCGACGCCGGCGUCGGAACCGUCAUAGAAGACUGGGACGAGUAA